Messenger RNA from Saccostrea echinata, 4878 nucleotides. RefSeq names its product RIMS-binding protein 2-like. Bases 122 to 4750 code for a protein of 1542 amino acids. The transcript is spliced from 32 exons. Gene Ontology annotation, molecular function: protein binding. The record is from RefSeq and is a predicted model, not a curated record. Gene Ontology annotation, biological process: neuromuscular synaptic transmission. Lineage: Eukaryota; Metazoa; Mollusca; Bivalvia; Ostreida; Ostreidae.
ACAAAAAGAUGACCAGAAACCUUUGGAAGAGAAAAUUAAAACACUGAAAAAACGCAAUGCGGAACUUGCAGCCAUUGCUAGACGUCUCGAAGAGAAAGCGAAGCAUCUCCAGCAAGAAAACAUGAAGAAGGUAAAAGAAGAGAUGAGUCCACCAGAAUCUGACCAUAUGAAGAAACUGUUUGCAAGGCAGAGGGCAAAAGAUCUCGCAGACCAUGCCAAAGCCAUGCUAGCAAAGGAUCGCGAGAUUGAGGAACUACGCAAAAAAUGUCAGGAAUUGGCAGAUACACUCAGCAAUGCCGACUUUCUUGGUCCAGAGAAUGUACAAAUGUAUGAAGAAAAGGAGGAACUAGUGACCAUUAUCAAGCAGGCAGCCAAAGAGAGGCUACAGAUGGAAAAACAACUGGCCAAGAUUAGACCAAAUGUGAGUCGCUUCUCAUUGUCGGCUCAGGCAGAUUUGAAGAAGUUGAAGGAGUUGGAAGCAACCAAUGAGACCUUACAGAAGGAACUUGGAAAAUUAGAAAAGGCCAAAGACGACACUGAAAAACUUGAGAUAGAACUUACUCAGAAGAAAAUUGAGUGUGAGACCUUAGCAGAAGAAAUCAAAAGAGAAAAGCUAAGAAAUAAGGAGCUGGAAAGUGAUUUACAAGAGAGUGCAGCACAGAAUACCCAGCUUACUGUUCAAGUGUCUGACCUCCAACAUAGACUUCAGGACCUGGAAAAGGUUAGUGAGGAGUGUAACAUUUUACGGCUAAAUCUUUCUGAAGCCCAGCAUGAAUGUGACCAAGCCAGACACGAGCGAAGCACCCUCCAGGUCAAAGUAGGAAACCUUGAGGAAACCAUCAAAAAUCUAAAGGAAUCUGCAGAUCGUCUGCAGGAACUAGAGAAUGAGCAUCAGUCAACACUACAGCAAUUACAUGAUAAAAGUAACCAAAUCCAGUCAUUACAGCAGGCUCAACAGGAUGCCAAAGAGGAAUAUGAUAAAGCCCUGCACUCUCUAAAGAGUCGUGUUACUGAACUUCAGCAAAAGUGUCAUGAACAGGAUGAGAGACAUCAGGAACUGACACAAGAACUGACAACACUAAGAUCAGCAGCUGGCAAAAACAACUUCAAACACCCACCCAAUCAUAGUCCAUCUCAUUAUAAAGACUUAGCCAAUCACAGCCCAUCUUAUCCAGCCAAUCACAGUCCAUCCAAUCACAAAGAUUCAUCCAAUCAAAAGAGUUCCUUAGUUUCUAAUCAUUUUCAAGUUAAAGAGAACUUCCAGCAAUCAAAUGCAGGGCCUUUGACAGAAUCGAGUAGGUUUCCAGGAAAUGAUAAUAUUCAGGUGGACUCCACCAAGUCUCUAGACACAGGUUUUGCUGAUGAUGAAGAUUUAGACAAUUCAAAUAAUCCGUCCCCUGACCAAGCCAAACCCCCAGGGGAAUUUGAAGACCCAGAACUUUACGAAAUUGCCAAAAAAUUAAAAGAGCUGGAAGCUUCAGAUUCUGAAGAGGAUAAUUUAUGUGAAGAUCGAGGGGAAGACUCGGGGAUGGAUAGUCAGAAGGAGCAAAAGAUGCAAAUAAAUGCCGUAGAUGACAACCGCUUGUCCAUCCUUGCAAAGAAAGGUCCCAUUCAAGUGUUCCAGGCUAAAUACUCCUACGACCCGAUCCAGUAUUCACCCAAUGAGAAUCCAGAUGCGGAACUUCCAAUCAGUGCUGGCGACUAUGUUCUGGUCUAUGGAGAAAUGGAUGAGGAUGGUUUCUAUGAUGGGGAACUUCUGAAUGGUAAAAGAGGACUUGUGCCUUCAAACUUCAUAGAAAAAGUAUCAGAUGAAGAUCUUGCUGAAUUUCAUGCUGCCAUGUCAGAUGCUAAUCAUCAUGAUGACGACAGUAUCAUUGGUAACAGCAUACAACAGGACCUGGACUAUGAUAGCAGUGAGGACGUCGGAGCUAAGGACUCCAGACGAAAAUCAGCAGAUCUGAAACCUGCAUCUGACAAACUUUACCCACAAAUAAACCAAAGCAGCAGUCGUUCAAACAGCCGUCCAGCUAGUGACCAUGGUAGUGAUGUAGAUGACCUUGACCUCUUAGACAGUAGUAAAGCCUUGACCUCUAUAAGGGUACAGAGUCAGCCAUCAGAUUCAAUGUUGCCUUGUCCCAGAGAGCUGACCCUGGACAGACAGUUGACCAACAGUAUUGUUAUCAGCUGGAAACCACCACUUGACCACAACAAACUGGAUGUCAAGUCAUAUCAUGUUUAUGUUGAUGGAGUGUUCAAAUCCCUGGUGCGCAAAAAUGAGAGAACGAAAGCAUUACUGGAGAAUGUAGAUUCAAAGGAGGUCCAUAGAGUCAGUGUACGAUGUAACUCAAACAUGGGCCAGUCAGCUGACAGUCAGUGUACCAUGCUGGUGGGCAAAGAUGCCGUUCCUGCUCCUAGCGACCUGAAAGUUAGCGAAAUUACUUCUAACUCCGCCCAAAUCUCAUGGUUACCGGGUAACAGUAACUUAAGCCACACCCUAAGUGUUAACGGACGAGAUGUUCAAGUAGUCAAGCCAGGGCUAUGUGUUCAUACACUGACAGGGCUGGCCCCUGCCUCAGAACACAAGGUGUCGAUUUCUGCUGACAGCCUGUCCAGCAACAGGAAGGAUCACUUGUCAGCGUUUGUCGUCUUCAAAACAGCAUCUGGAGGUGUCCCAGAGCCUCCAUUAAAUGUCCAGGUAGAGGCUGGACCACAAGAAGGCACACUGCUGUUGACAUGGAUACCGGUUACCAUAGAUUCCUCUGGCUUCUCCAAUGGUGCAGUGGUAACUGGUUACAUGGUGUAUGCGGAUGGUAGAAGAGUGAAAGAGGCACAGGGUCCAACAAAUGACCACAUCAUUCUGAAUGCUGAUGAUUUCCAAGCCUUCAUUCCCAAACAACUGUUGGUCCGUACAGUGACUGCAGACAAAACAGAAUCUUCUAACUCGGACCCAAUCAAAUUACCCCACUCACUCAUACAGGAAAUCACAGAUGGGGCAGCCAAAAGGGUGACCAAGGACAUGCCAACUAAACAAACAGUCCAGACCUCAAUGCCCCUAAACUCAAUCGUACCAGAAAUUUCUGAGGGAGACGAAGACAUUGAUACUGUCAUAAAUCGCAUUGCGGCUGAAGCAGAACGCAACAUGAGUCCAGUGCUAGACAAUAUCGAAUACGACGAUGAUUUUAUCGAGGCUAGCAGCACCUCAGAGCUUUCUGACAUUCCAGAGGAGGUGGAGGAGGAAUUUUCCGAGGAGGUCCCUCAAGGGCCUCCCACUAAACUCAGCCCUCAACUGCUUAACGGUCAUGCAUCACUUGGCAAGAAUUCAGGUGCAAAGGCACUAACAGCAACCACUCCUCUCAGAUCUAAUGAAACGUCACCAAGACAGACAAGGUCAUCUCCAAGGAUACCAGCAAUUGAAAUAACGAGGGACAGUGGCAGUGAGAGAGGGAAUUCUGUGGAUAUAUCAGAAGAGGAGUUGGACAUUUCUAAAUCUCCAGUCAAAACUAAGAGAACAGUGCCCCAUGGUCAUGUUCAGGAUGGUGCUAAGGGCCAACAUAGAAAUAUUUCCCCAGCCUCAACAAGUGCCAGUGUUUCUCCAAGUGAGGAGGUUGUUAGUAAUGGACGCCAUUCAAGGCAUUCCCGUGAGGCUUCACCUCAAAGGGACAGUCAUGUGACUAGUGACCUCAAACACAAAAAUGACAAAAAUAUGUCCAAUCACACCGCCACAGAUCCGCGGAGGAGGCUUUAUCCAGAAAGUCAUAUGUCUCCUAAAAACGGUGACGGUUCACAUCCGGAACAUGGAUCUGUCAAAAGGAGGAGUCCGGGUCACGGAAGUCCACGGAAUAGCCCCCAGAGGGGGAGUCCUCGGAGGGUGAGUCCUCAAGGAGAUCAUAGUCCACACAAGGAUUUAACGGACAGCAAGACUUACAGUGAUUCAAAUGCUAAUGAUGUGUCACAAGACUCCACCAUUUCUGACGGGAGGUUGGAUAAUAGCGGUGUUCAUCAUGUUCCACAGUUGGAUCUGUCAGACUGUGAUGACAGUGGAGAUGUGGAUUCCAUCAGUGGAGAAAUUAAUCCACCUAUUGAGGACAAUCGGAUUCGAUUGUUUGUGGCUUUGUUCGACUAUGACCCAGAAAGCAUGUCACCUAAUGUUGAAUGUCUGGAUGAAGAACUACCCUUCAAAGAAGGGCAGAUAAUCAAGAUUUAUGGUGAUAAAGAUGCUGAUGGUUUUUACCGGGGAGAGAGUAAUGGUCGAGUUGGCUUCGUGCCAUGUAACAUGGUGUCAGAAGUCCAAGUCGAGGACACAGAACUGGCAGAACAAUUACUCAAAGAGUCGCAGACGGGCUACAAUCCCAGCAUCCAUUUAUCCACAGAUAACUACAUGAAGCCUGCAGACCUUGGGAGUAGAUUGAGUCCUGCCAAAGUCUCCACAGUGAUGUCCAGCACACAGGCCAGAAAAAUGGUGGCAUUGUACGAUUACGAUCCACAAGAACUAUCUCCUAAUGUUGAUGCCGAGCUGGAGCUGGCCUUCAGAAGUGGUGACACAAUCAUGAUAUAUGGUGACAUGGAUGACGACGGAUUCUACAUGGGUGAACGCAAUGGUCAUCGAGGACUUGUCCCCUCCAAUUUCUUACAGGAGGCUCCCCUAAGUGACGACGAGGUCCUCGAGAGUGCCAGCAUUGUCUCCCCUGCCAGACGCAGAAAGUGGGACUUGGCUCACAAUUGGACCAACAGCUAUCACAUGAUACAGUGAAUUCAGUAGCCAAUCAGAAUCUCCCUCCAUCGGAACAGAGACCCUCGUCUCCAGAAGAUGUGAAGCAUAAAAAGAAGAGUUCUAGUCUUCUAUCCAAGGGCAAAAAUAUCUUUAAAAAACUCACUCGA